UGCCUCUUAAACAGUAAACUAUAUAGUCGUCAAUCGGGGAGUAUUUCGGUCUAUGGUUCACUCACUGCCACUUCAUUUUAUCAAAAAACCAAAACAACGGCAACAAAAACCAGUAAACGAAAAAACAAAAAACGCAGAGAUAAACAUGUUUCCAAUUCUCAGAUUGGGCCGAUCGUCGUCCCUAAAACGCAUCGUUACGGCGAGCUCUCUCUUCCAGAACGACCUUCAAUCCCCAAACCCCACCACCACCACCACCACCACAAAAACCACUGCGACUGGAAUCGGAGAGCAUAGCCGGACCCAUUUCCGCCGGAAGUCUGACGGUCCGACCUCAACAUUCGGCGGUGGAGAGUACGAUCACAUUAGGGCUGACGUCAACUGUCCCCGAUGCUCCAAGCAAAUGCCGGUCAUCUUUUCGAACCGUCCGUUGUCGAUUACGGGCAGAGAGACGGGGCUUUACCAGGCGGUCAAUCUGUGCCCCAAUUGCAAGACGGCUUUCUAUUUCAGACCCUUCAAGCUGACUCCUUUGCAAGGAAGCUUCGUUGAGAUUGGUCGGGUUAAGGGAUCAAAGGACUCGGAGGGGAAUUCGGAGAAAGAUGGUGAGCAAUUUGGACGCGAAGAUGUCUCUGCCGCCGCUGAUACGGCGUCGUCGGUAAAGGAGAAUCGCGAUAAGGUGGAUGGCGAUGGCGGUGGUUGUGGUGGUCUAGGCGAGGCGAAUUUGCGGAAGGAUUUGAAUUUGCCGACGCCUAAGGAGAUUUGUAAGGCGCUCGACGAGUUUGUUGUUGGCCAAGAGAAAGCGAAAAAGGUGCUUUCUGUUGCAGUUUACAAUCAUUAUAAAAGACUAUAUCAUGCCUCUGAUCACCCCAAAAGGUCUGGUGGACAAAUGGAUAAUUAUCUCGAUAAUGAUGACAUUGAUUCUGUGGAAUUAGAGAAAAGUAAUGUAUUAUUGAUUGGUCCCACUGGGUCAGGGAAGACCUUACUUGCAAAAACUCUAGCCCGUGUUGUGAAUGUGCCAUUCGCCAUUGCUGAUGCAACAACAUUAACGCAGGCAAGCUAUGUUGGAGAGGAUGUGGAGUCAAUAUUGCAUAAACUGCUAAUGGAGGCUGAGUUCAAUGUGGAAGCAGCUCAGAAAGGGAUUGUCUACAUUGAUGAAGUUGACAAGAUAACAAAGAAGGCUGAGAGCUUAAACAUUGGCAGAGAUGUAUCUGGAGAGGGUGUUCAACAGGCACUGCUAAAAAUGUUGGAAGGAACUGUAGUGAGUGUUCCUGAUAAAGGAGCAAGGAGACAUCCCCGUGGUGAUAGUAUUCAGAUGGAUACAAAAAAUAUUCUUUUCAUAUGUGGUGGAGCAUUUGUUGAUUUGGAGAAGACCAUUUCAGAAAGAAGGCAAGAUUCUUCCAUCGGCUUUGGAGCACCAGUUCGUGCAAACAUGAGAAGCAGUAGAGUUUCUGAUGCUUUAGUGACAUCAUCAUUGUUGGAAUCUGUAGAAAGUGGUGAUCUUAUUGCAUAUGGUCUUCUGCCUGAAUUUUCUGGGCGCCUUCCAAUUUUAGUGAGCUUGUCAGCUUUAAAUGAGGAACAGCUGGUUCGGGUCCUAACAGAACCAAAGAAUGCUCUUGGUAAGCAGUACAAGAAGAUGUUCGGCAUGAACAAUGUAAAAUUACAUAUUACUGAGAAUGCUUUGAGAUUGAUUGCAAAGAAAGCAAUGGCAAAGAAUACUGGUGCCCGAGGCUUAAGAGCCAUAUUAGAAGAUAUCCUUACUGAAGCAAUGUUUGAGAUUCCAGAUAUCAAGGAAAACAUCGAUGGUGUAGAUGCAGUUUUGGUUGAUGAAGAAGCAGUUGGAUCAGUGCAUGCUCCAAGUUGUGGUGCAAAAAUUCUUCGUGGAAAUGGUGCAUUUGAGAGAUAUCUUCAUGAAACAAAGACAGGAGAGCCUAUGGUUGAAGGUGGAAAUGGUGAGAACGAAAACUGGCAGAGAGAAUCAGAGAUUCAACAAAAAACCAUGAGAUUGUAAUUUCUUUCUUGAAAUAGUUUGUACAAAGUUCUUUGUAUGUAUAUGGACACUAGCUAGAUUGUAUAUAUGCUUCCAUCUCAAAUUAUUAGGACUUCAA
Messenger RNA from Ziziphus jujuba (common jujube), 2102 nucleotides. Its product is annotated as CLP protease regulatory subunit CLPX2, mitochondrial. Gene Ontology annotation, molecular function: ATP-dependent protein folding chaperone; ATP hydrolysis activity; ATP binding. Gene Ontology annotation, biological process: proteolysis; protein catabolic process; protein folding. NCBI's taxonomy places the organism in Eukaryota, Viridiplantae, Streptophyta, Magnoliopsida, Rosales, Rhamnaceae. Gene Ontology annotation, cellular component: mitochondrial matrix. The record is from RefSeq and is a predicted model, not a curated record. The transcript has 15 exons. Bases 53 to 2005 code for a protein of 650 amino acids.